AUGCACUUCUCCAACAUCCUCAUCGCGGCUUUCGCGACCAUGGCCAUGGCCUCCCCAGCCACGACACGCUCCGUUCGCGAGCCAGGUCAGGUCGACAUAAAACUCCCCAAUGGCUGCACCAAGACCAACCUCGCCAAGUGCGUCGGCCACCUCGCAGCCGCCUCUGCUUCCUGCGGUGCCGCUGCCGGAGAAGCCGGCCUCAACCCAGUCGCCGAUCUCGCCUGCGUAGGCUCCGCCACAGGCGCCGCCGCCAACUUCGACGAGUGCAAAUCUUGUAUUCCCAAGAAGACGCAAGUCGAGCAAGAUGUUAUUGUGAAGCGUGAGGAGGGUCGCGUAGACAUCACCCUCCCACCAGGCUGCACGAAGAAGGACGUUCGCGAAUGUGUCCUUCACCUCGCUUCGACCGGUGGACUUUGCGCCGCGGCGGCCGCGCAGGCGGGUGUUGACAUCCCGAAUGAUAUUGGAUGCAUUGCUUCCGCUGCUAGCACUGCUAAGAACAUUGAUGAGUGCAAGGCUUGCAUUCCCAAGAAGAGCGUUCUGGUCUAG
Molecule: messenger RNA, 546 nt
Organism: Ramularia collo-cygni
Lineage: Eukaryota; Fungi; Ascomycota; Dothideomycetes; Mycosphaerellales; Mycosphaerellaceae
Exons: 5
Coding region: 1-546 (181 amino acids)
Source: RefSeq, a predicted model, not a curated record